Messenger RNA from Cucumis melo (muskmelon), 546 nucleotides. RefSeq names its product DNA-directed RNA polymerases II, IV and V subunit 12. The coding region runs from base 187 to 342 and encodes 51 amino acids. The record is from RefSeq and is a predicted model, not a curated record. Gene Ontology annotation, molecular function: zinc ion binding; DNA-directed RNA polymerase activity; DNA binding. Gene Ontology annotation, biological process: DNA-templated transcription. NCBI's taxonomy places the organism in Eukaryota, Viridiplantae, Streptophyta, Magnoliopsida, Cucurbitales, Cucurbitaceae. The transcript has 4 exons. Gene Ontology annotation, cellular component: RNA polymerase I complex; RNA polymerase II, core complex; RNA polymerase III complex.
AGUUAUUUUAACUUUAAAAUUUAAAAAAAAAAAAAAAAAGGGAAAAACCCUACUACGCGCUCUCCUCCCUUUUACUUUUGUUUGGUUUUUCCGUCGCCGAUCAUUAUAGUCAAGCCCUACGCGACUUCGAUUUCUUUCUCUGCUCUCGCAUCACCCUCGCAGCGGAAGAUUUUUGAAGUUUCACUCAUGGAUCCUCAACCCGAACCAGUCAGCUACAUCUGUGGAGAUUGUGGAAUGGAGAACACUCUGAAGCAGGGUGAUGUUAUACAGUGCCGGGAGUGUGGUUAUCGUAUUCUCUACAAGAAGCGCACCCGUCGCAUUGUUCAGUACGAGGCCCGCUGAAAUGCUUAUUCUUGCGAUGGACUUCUAGUAUCAUGCAUAUUUUGUAAGUUUCUUUUAGGAAAACAAAAACGAUACUCGAUAUGGACUAAGGACUUGCUGUAGUACAAAACAUGUUGAUAACGCUGCUUAAAUAUUUUUCAUUAUCCUCUUGUGCUAACUCCAUAUCCAACUGAUAAUAUGAUAUGAAUGGUUUAUCUCUUGAUA